Messenger RNA from Clarias gariepinus (North African catfish), 4006 nucleotides. RefSeq names its product E2F transcription factor 2 (gene e2f2). Gene Ontology annotation, biological process: regulation of transcription by RNA polymerase II. The transcript has 7 exons. The coding region runs from base 442 to 1767 and encodes 441 amino acids. Gene Ontology annotation, molecular function: DNA-binding transcription factor activity, RNA polymerase II-specific; protein dimerization activity; RNA polymerase II cis-regulatory region sequence-specific DNA binding. NCBI's taxonomy places the organism in Eukaryota, Metazoa, Chordata, Actinopteri, Siluriformes, Clariidae. Gene Ontology annotation, cellular component: RNA polymerase II transcription regulator complex. The record is from RefSeq and is a predicted model, not a curated record.
GGGAGAAAGAGAUCAGUGUCGCCUCUGCUGGAGUCCCGAGCUCAGCGCUACCGAGUACGACAACCCGGGGGGAAACUAAAAGACAAACCGGAAUCUAAAGCUUUAAUCGCGUUUUUUUUAAGAGAGAAAAUCAGCAAAAUCUGUGCGUUUAACGGAACGGUUUGAAUGAAACGUGCAUUUGAGAUGAAUCUCAGUGUUUAAGCUGAAAUCCUCCGCUGGAACAAAGGACACAGGACUCGGGGGCGAGAAAACACCCUGCUGAUUGUGUGUUUAAACAUUCCUGUUUUAUUGAAGAAGAAGAAAAACAGAUACACACACAUCUGCUAAACUCGCACAGAAGCAGAGCAAAGCGGCUGCACACACUUUGAGGAUUUCUACGGUUUGCAGAGAGAUUUGCUGCAGUUUGUGUCGGUGAUCGGUGUGUGUGUGUGUGUGUUGAGGAUGAUCAGGACCCCCAGACGCGUGUCUCCGGCCUCAGCCCGGGCCCCAGGCGUUCUGUCCUGCCCGCAGAAGAAGCUCUUCUCCGGAGUCAGAGCUGACCUACUGAGCCCGGGACUCGUCAGUCCGCCCGUGAGCUCGGUGCCGCUCGGAUACUUCACACAGCUCGGGAACACACCGGCGACCGAGCGGAGAGGCGCAGACUGCCUGUACGCCACCCCGCACAGAGCACGAGCGCAGCAUGGCCGCCAGCCCUCCACCCGGCUCCCGGCAAAGAGGCGGUUGGAUUUGGAGGAUCCACUCUAUCACCCUGAUUUCCGAACACCCAAAGGAAAAGGGAACACGCCCACGGCACGACUCUCCAGCCCGAGGACACCGAAGUCUCCAGGUGAGCGAACGCGCUACGACACCUCCCUCGGCUUGCUCACCAAGAAGUUCGUGGGGCUGCUGAGCGAGUCGGCCGACGGCGUUCUGGACCUGAACUGGGCCACCGAAGUGCUGGAGGUGCAGAAGAGGAGGAUCUACGACAUCACCAACGUGCUGGAGGGAGUUAAGCUCAUCCGCAAGAAAUCCAAGAACCACAUUCAGUGGCUGGUGACUGGAGUGUUUGAAGGCUCUGCGAGUGCUUCGGCACAGACCAACGCUCUCCAGAGAGAACUCGCUGAGCUGGACAGAAAGGAGAACGCUCUGGAUGACCUCAUCCAGUCCAGCACCAAUCAGCUCCGAGACCUGACUGAAAACAAGGACAACCAAAGGUUUGGAUACGUGACGUAUCAGGACAUUCGGUCCAUAUCGAGUCUGCAGGAUCAGACGGUGAUCGCAGUUAAAGCUCCGUCUGAGACAAAGCUGGAGGUUCCAGAGGCGUCUGAGCAGGGGUCUAUGCAGAUCUACCUGAAGAGUAAAAACGGUGCUAUCGAGGUGUAUCUGUGUCCGGAGGAGGUGCUUGAGGACGAAAGCCCAGUGAAGGGAAGCUCUGCCAGGAAGGACCACUCGUAUGGCAUCCCGCACAACGCGCCAUCUCAUCCGAACACGCACAAGCCGCAGCACAGCCUAGAAGCUACACCGUCUAAACCCCAGGUCCCCAGUUGCGGUAGCGGUAACAGUAGCGGCUCCCCCCUGAUGGAUGUCGAGGGCAUUCUGGGGCUCCCUCCCAGCCUGCUGCAGAUGACCGAAGACCAACUCCCGUGCACAGCCUUGACCUCUGACCCCUCCUUCGUCAGUUUCUCACCUCCUCUUGAUCACGAUGACUACCUCUGGGGGCUGGAGGAUGGAGAGGGGGUUUCGGACUUUUUCUCCAACUACGAUCUGGGGGAUCUGCUCCAGAGCUGAGGGCGUGGCCUGCAGUCCGGGUGUGAAAUGGUCCGAACAGUUUUUAGCUGUGUGUAAGGAGGGACAGUCCUUAUUUUCAUUUUAAAUAUGGACUACUCUUUUUAAUUUUUCCCUAGGUGCCACUAGAAAUGUGUUGGAAAAGUGAGAAAAUGAAAUUUCGUGAAAGUUGUUUUUUUCCUCCAAAAAAAAGUAUCACGUUAUAAGUUUUGUUUGUUUGUUUGUUUUUUAGAAAUAAGAUUUCCGGGUUUUAAUUCGACUCUACGAUGAGGAUCUCAGAAACUCCAUGCUGAUCCUCAGACCUGAACUUGAAUCCCAUAGCGCCCCCUAGAGGAGUUUUUUUUUUUACAUGGUUUUAAUUAAGAUAAAGUAUGACAGACGAGAUCAGAUAAGUUUAUCUCAUGUGUAGUCUUUUAGGACAAAAUCUGAAUAUUUGAAUGAAAUCUCACCAUGUUUCCCAGUCCUCCUCUUCCUCUUCAUCCUCCUCCUCCUCCUUCUUCUUCUUCUUUACAUUUUGAUGUGUCUGCUCUAAAACACCCAGGGUAAGCUCACAAGUGCCUCGAAAUGCACAAAUGCGGUGUCAUAGAGCUGGAAAAACAUUCAAAUGUUAAGUGGAAGUGGGGAAACAUGAACUAGAUGGGACACGGUGAACAAUAGUUCGGCUACGGAGCCAUAAGUGAUUUGCUAGAGCCAUAGUUAUUUAGGUAGCUAGUUACGCUUAAUUAGUUUAUGGCAGUAGAUAUUUUCUGAACAAAGAUAUUUUUGUACCUUGUUAUGUAAUUUAGCAAAAAAAAAAAAAAAAAAGACUAGAAUUAUAGGGCAUUUUAGUUGGUACAUAUUCUAUAGUGUUUCCUGUAGGUCAGCUGAACAUGCCUUGUGUUUAUUAUUUCAGUUUUUAAAUUGAAACUCAGGAAUUUUUAUGUUUAUGUUUUUUUAUGAUGUCCAAAGAUAAACAUUUGUACUGUUUUUUUUUAUUUAUAAUAAUAAUAAUUAUUAUUAUUAUUUUUAUUUGAUUAUAUCCAUUUGGCCACCAGAGGGCAGCAGUAGGCUAGCUUGAUUUUAAUGGUGCUUCUUGAAAAAAGGGUCUUUCUUUGUAACUGGUGAAAGAUAUGUACCAAAGGUACAAAAUGUUAAGCGUACCACCCCAGUCAUGAGAAAUGAGAAAUGCCGGUAUCUUAGUUUAACAGUACCCUGUUUUCUAAAUGAAGCCAGUAUUUCAUCUCCGAUAGAAGAGAAAAACCUAGUGAGACACGUACGCAAUAUGAAAUCGUGCCUGUGAAGUCCAGAUCUGGCCUCGAGCUGCGUAAUCCAGAAUAAUCUAGCUCUCUAGCGCUAUUCUUGCUACCUCUCAGAUUAGACUGUGAGUGCGUUAACCGCUUCAACACCAAGGAUGUACCGUGUUUUGGCAGCUAGGAGUUCAUCCGUAUGGGAUCCUUUUGUGUCCUUUUUUUAGUCGUUUUAUAUUAUUUUUUAUAUACACAAGUGUGCGUCAGUCUAUUGAUCUGAAAUUUUAAAAAUUUAUUCAGAUAAACAAGAUAUUUCAGAGAAACCAGAGACGGAAGAUUUGCUGCAAAUGCAGUCAAUACGGUCGGGACGGAUUAUUUUUAGGACUUAAUCAUCUCAUCAGUGCCACCGUUAUAAUGAAUAAGUUGUUAUAAUGAAUAAGUUGUUAUAAUGAUGAAGUGUGAAAUCCACGAGAAACGUUUCUCUAUUGGAUUUUUGUUUGUUUGUUUGUUUGUUUUUUCAUUCAUGAAGUGACUGAUUUUUGGCAUGCACUUAAAUAGUAUGUAUUGAUCAUAUUACUUUAUAAUUCCCCUUUAUUUUACAUUAGAACACUUUCUUUGCAAAAUAAUUUGAGUGUGGUGACAUAUUAAGUAAAUUUUUUUUCUUUUAAAUAUCACUUUAAAAAAAAAAACAGGGUUGAAUUUUAAAUACAUACAGUACCUUAAAAAAGUCUUGAGACCCCCCUUCAGAAAAUCGUUCAUACAGGUUUAAACUGGUUGUUUAUGUAACAGCCUGAGCAGCGACCUCAUUUCCACUCUCGUCUGUUCCAUCAUCAUAUGCACCUGUUUCUCACUGGUUUAUGGCUUUAAGUUAGAUGCGUUUUAUGCUCAGAGACUAGACUGAAAAAGCUUGCCAAAAAUGCGAGCCAAGAAAGUCGUUCAGGAAGCCUGGAGAGCUCUUCCUCGAGAUUACAAUAAAAAUACAGGAAAGUCUGGCAAAAUACAGUAUAAAGAAGGGG